Messenger RNA from Bufo gargarizans (Asiatic toad), 2081 nucleotides. RefSeq names its product cell adhesion molecule 2-like. The coding region runs from base 1 to 747 and encodes 248 amino acids. NCBI's taxonomy places the organism in Eukaryota, Metazoa, Chordata, Amphibia, Anura, Bufonidae. The transcript is spliced from 7 exons. The record is from RefSeq and is a predicted model, not a curated record.
AUGGCCGCCUUUGCGGAUGAUUUAUUGCUCCUGAUGACAAACCCUGAAGAAGCUCUACCGGAGGUUAUGCAGGAGAGUCAGAAUGUGGGUAAUGGUACAAACAGCAGCAGCAUCAAUCAUCUGGACAAUACUCCUACUGUAAAGAUUCUGCCCUCUACUCCUCUUCCUCAAGAAGGACAACAACUCAUUUUAACAUGUGAAUCUAAAGGAAAACCUCUGCCAGAACCAGUAUUAUGGACAAAGGAUGGUGGAGAGCUUCCAGAUCCAGACAGGAUGGUCGUGAGUGGACGUGAACUAACAAUAACUUUCCUGAACAAAACGGACAAUGGAACAUAUCGAUGUGAAGCAACCAACUCCAUUGGUAAAAACAGUGCAGAAUACAUCUUGAUAAUAAACGAGUCUUUAUUUACAACCACAAUCAUCCCCCUUUUCACCACUGCAACAGUCAAAACCUCUGUUACCAUAACACCCCGUUCAAAAUCAUCCGUCUCUGGCACUGAAGAUCCCAACGCAUAUCCUGGUCAAGCAGCAACUGACCACGCUCUUAUAGGAGGGAUAGUAGCAGUAGUCGUUUUUGUCACAUUAUGUUCAAUUAUAUUGCUUGGGCGAUACUUGGCAAGACAUAAAGGGACAUAUUUAACAAAUGAAGCAAAAGGAGCUGAAGAUGCCCCCGAUGCAGACACAGCCAUUAUCAAUGCAGAAGGCAGCCAAGUGAAUGCAGAAGAGAAGAAGGAAUAUUUCAUUUAAAUGCAAACCUGGUUACUACGAGUUUUACUUAUCAGGCUGACUGCUGGAAAAAAAAAACUGGCUAUCUUUUUUUCUUCUUUUUUUUCUUUCUGAAAUUCAUUCCCACCAUUUUCCGCUCCAUUUUAUUAACUCCUGCUAUCAAUAGCCAGCUUAUGCCAACAAUCAGCUGUUGACAGCAUCAUACCCUAAUUGCAUUUCAUAAUGCAGGACUUUUCUGACUGCAGAAAUCAUAUGAAAAAUAAUAAAAAAACAUGUACAUUGUUUUGUUAAAAAUCCGAUCAUACAGUGCUUGAAUAUACAGCCUUAACAAUUUUGUUCUUUAUUUUUCUCAUUGUUACACAGCAAGCAUUAUUUUUUUAUGUUUACACAAAGAACUUCCAGGCUGCCCUUUUGUAUAUCCCUCCAGCACACAUACAAGUACAUAAAUACACAAAAAUGUAUUAUAGUCCAUGUUAUUGAACCUAUCGGCAGUUCCAUGAUUACUAUAUUCCGUACUGACCCACAUAUAGACGCCCAUUAAUGUCCUUUAGGAUAUUGAGCAACAGCGUCCCAUGUGGCUGGGUGCGGUAUUACAAAAUAGUCUGCAAUAAUCUGGGCUGCAUGAAUAAAGACCUGAUUGGAAUCAAUUGAAUAACUUACACUUAAGGAUCAAUACUAUUUUCUACCUUUCAUUAUGACUGGAUGAUUUCUUUUAAUAGUGAUGUACAAAUGACCUGAACAUACAUUGAGUAUACAGAUAGGCUUUAAUAACAGUCAGGGCAAAGUAAUGUAUGGCAUUGAAUACAAUGGACACGCUCAAUGUAGGCUUAAACAAUACAAAGUCAAUUAUACUUAUAGGGAAUGUUCACCCAUGGAUACCAUUUCGUUUUUUUUUGCCUAAAUAGGCUUAAAAUAUUGUGCUGAUUAACCUCUUAGCAGAGCUCUAAAACUCCAGCAUUGACAUAAAUUUGAAAAGUAAUAUUCUGUUUCCCUGCAUUCACCACUAGAGGGAGCUUAGGAGUUUACUGCAUACUGUUUAUACAUUGAAUUCAAUAUUAAAACAGUAUAUGGCAAGUUCCUGAGCUCCCCUUGUUGGAGACUACAGGCAGCCAGCAUGUCAGCUUUAAAUCUGUGUCCAUGAAUGACGAUUGUGUGCUAUGUCAGAAAAAAAGGAGAGCUCCAAAUACAAUAAAGAUAUGCUAAGAAAAAAUAAGCACAUCAUUUUACCUAAAAUGACUUGAUAUUAAAAAGUGGAGAUUCAUUUUAAGCCCAUGGCAUAUUAAAUAGUACUUCCAUGUGUUUUUGUCUAUAUUAUGUUUUACUUUCUCCCCCAUACCACUAUUUUUUUUUAUGAA